Serendipita indica DSM 11827 is the source of this 4044-nucleotide messenger RNA. The record is from the annotation of a GenBank genome assembly. Lineage: Eukaryota; Fungi; Basidiomycota; Agaricomycetes; Sebacinales; Serendipitaceae.
AUGGCUUCCACCAAAGCCCAGUUGAAGCUUGCCAGAGAUCUGAUCGGCAAAAAGGACUACAGGGGUGCCCAUGAUGCUGCAAAGCAAGUCCUGAACUACGAUCCUUCGAAUUACAACGGUCUGGUGUUCCUGGGUCUAGCCAGCCUUGAACUGGGCGAUCUCAAGGCCAGUGAAGACGCGUAUCAAGCUGCCAUUCGCCAGAAUGAAGUCCAGCCUCUUGCCUGGCAAGGCAUCGCCAAGUUAUACGAACGCCGGCAGCAAUGGGACGAAUUUGUACAAACGCAGCGCAAGCUUGCCAACCUCUUUUCGACGGCAGGCGAUGCCGUCAAGUGCGCCGAGGCCGUGAGCAGGCUCAUCGAUGCCCGCAGGCAGCAUGCCUCUCGUCGCGAUCUUGUCGAGGCAUUGUCGCUCCUGCUCGAAGGGUCCCCUUAUUACGCGGUGCUCUCCGGCCUACCGGAACCAGAUGCAUCAUCACCGACCGCCAGCACGGUAUUCGACAUUCAAGUCGCCAUUCAUAAUAAUUUGCCGGUACUGGAAGAAAUUAUCUUGCUCACCGAGCAGUCGGAAGAGGAGACGAUUGCCCAAGAGAUCCAGAAGCGAAGAACACGCCUAGACGCCCCCCCUCUUGCAAUCCUGAGAGAAUUGGUAAAGCGCGAAAUAUGGUCGUCGUCAAAGCUCGAACGUCUCUACGAGGACGUCCUGAAUCACCCGCGGACGAGCGACACAUUGCGAAGGACAACAGAGGCAUCCCUCCUCAACCGCAAGCGGGAGCGACUUUGGUCCUUGGAGUUAAAUGAUCCAACAAAGCAGCAACUGUACAAAGAGGUCGCCGAUAUGGUCGCUGGCAUGGUGCUCAUCAAGAUCCCAAACGAGCUCGCCUGGUCACUGUAUUUCGACAUGACAGACGUAGCGGACCUGCAUCAGUACAAACUUGAAGAUAUUCGUGCUCUGCUGUCCAUUCUCCCCCAGUCGCCGCUUGCCCAGCUAUGGAAGGCGUGGAUGCGGUCCGAAAACAUACCAGAGUCGGAAGACGAAGAAGAUGCACCAGAGCAGGACAACACAGAUCCCUUAGACGUUGUAAUCGAUCUGUGGCAGAAGCUACCAAACUCGAUACUACUCCAGCGCGUCACCGCCCAGUUUCAUUGGCGCUCAAAAGACUACCAAAACGCUAUCAGUACGAGCGAGACUGCCCUUCGUACAUUAGGUGAACUAGAGAAGGGUCUAGGAGUUUCACUCAAAUACACGGCAAGGGCAAUCAAUGUCAUACUCGCUUGUUCACUCGUUCAUUACUAUCCACCCAAGUAUCACACAAAAGCGCUUCGGCUCCUGGACGGCCUUCUGGACGACGAUCCUCCCAGCCAGAUUUGGAUAAUUCCAGUUCGGCCUGGAUUGAAGCCGCAGAAGAAAGUGCCUGGUGUCAAAUACAGGCAGGUGACAAAGAAAAGGAGGAAGUCACUGGAGGAAGUCAUCGACAUUCUAGACUCGGCAAAUGACAAUGAAACGGCGCAAGCUCGAGCCUGGUGGAGACUUGGGAGAACAGUAUGGGAUGCCAACUCCCCGUCAUCACUUCAAGAGGCCUACAAGCUUUGGAUUACAGCUCUCAAACGCUCAUCUACAUUUGCCCCGGCAUACACAUCCCUCGGCAUCUACUAUGCUGACUUUGCUGAUCCAAAGGACGCGAUGCGAGCUUCCAAAUGCUUUCAAAAAGCCUUUGAACUGGACGCACGGGAAGCAGAGGCUGCAAGGCGGCUUGCAGAAGGAUUCGUUGAGGAGCAGGAAUGGGAACUGGCAGAGAUUGUGGCCCGCCGUACCAUCGAAGGCGAGGGCGCGUUCGAGGGUGAUCAGAGUACAAAUGUUCAAUCUCGUCACCUCACAACAAAUACUUGGGCCUGGAAAGUUGCAGGACUCGUUGCGUUGAAUAAGCAAGACUACCCAGAAGCGAUCAAAGCAUUCCAAGUGUCACUGCGCGCUAUUUCAGAAGAUUCGGUCACCUGGCUUCGUUUAGGAGAAGCAUACGCAGCGGCUGGUCGACAUACUGCUGGGCUGCGAGCCUUGAACCGAGCAAGGCAACAAGCUCCCGACGACUUUGUUUGCCAAUUCCAGAUCGCUGAAGUCACUCGUGAACUUGGAGACUACCAGGCAUCCAUCGAAAUGCUCGGCGAGAUCAUCAAAUCUCGACCAAACGACCUAGUCGCCCAUGCGGCCCGUUGCACAACGCGGUUGGCGUUGGCGCGUUCAGAACAAGAAAAGGGCUUUCUCGAGCGUGCGUACCGGUCAUGCGUCGAGACGCUGGAGGAGGCAUUGGUCGCACUCGAACUUGAAGGGCCUUCGAUGCGAGUCUUGUGGAAGGUCAUCUCAGACGUCACGUUCGAGCUUGCGCGAAGACCUAUCGACAAUGUCGACUUCGCCAAGGAAGCCAUCAAUAUACUAACGAAAUUGCUUGUUCAAAUAUCUGAGCAUACUCAAGAUCUCGACAGUCGACUUGUGCCGAUAAUCCAACUCGAAGAUCACAUCCGAGAUCUCCAAGAUAGUUUGGAGGAUGUUCAAGUGGACUUGAUUGCUGCGAAGGCAGCAAUCGCGUCGUCGAGCUAUUGUAUCCACCUCGCUGGGAACGACGACGCAGUCUUGAGCUCCGCGUACUACGAUCUGUCUGCUCACCUAUACGAAUUUUGGGCAAAGUAUGGCAAGCAACUCGACUCUGACAGUGUUCACACUUCUGCAACACUGGCAGAGGAAUACAUCAAACGGGCCAUCCGACUGCGUUCCAAUGAGCCACUAUAUUGGACAACUCUGGGUAUACUUUCUGUAGAAAGGAAUCCCAAACUGUCGCAGCACGCAUUCAUUACUGCGAUUCAAUGUGAACCCAAGGAUCCUGCCCUUUGGUGUAACCUUGGGAUGCUCUACAUAAGGAGCCUGGACUCUCAACUAGCACAGGAGGCGUUCCACCGUGCGCAGGUGCUAGAUCCCGACUAUGCGAUGGCGUGGGUUGGACAGGCAAUUGUCGCUGGUAGGAAUAAGAACCUAUCUCAUUGUGUUGCCCUUCUAGAGCAUGCAGUGUCUCUAUCCGCAGAUAUGCCAAUCCCGAAUCUCGAGUUCGCAUACAGAACGUUUAAUUCCCUCGAAUCGACUUCAAGUGGAGAGAUUUCACAAUCGGGCACCGUUGUAUCCGCCUUUUUCUCGCUCGAGAGAUGCCUCCAGCGUCGCCCAAACGAUGUCUCUGCCCUCCAUCUCGCCGCCCUCAUAUCUGAACGGUUAAAUCUUAUGUCGCGAGCGGCCCAGUUUGCGAGGAGAUGUGCCACACUUUUGGAAGCUGCGUAUGAACGGUCAGAAGAUCCUGAGACAGCUCGCCAAUACGCAAUCACCCAGUCGACGUUGGGUCGGAUCCUUCUUGCAGAGAAUGAUUAUACGGCAUCUGCGAGUUGCUUUGAGACCGUUCUGAGCCUCGUGGAUGCCGUCAUCGAGGAAGGGUCAGAAGAGGAGGCCAGCCGUCGGCUCCGGGCAAACGCACACCUUGGAUUGGGACUGGCGAACCUGUUAUCCGGAGAGGUCGAAACGGCAAUAUCCAAUUUUGAAACCGGUCUAGAGGAAGCUCCUGUUGAGAUGAAGGCAGUUCGGACGCAGUUGACCAUACUAUUGGCUCAGACCAUGUGGAUGGUUGGAUCAGAGGAGGCUCGGGAUAUGGCGAAGAGUCUAUUGCUCGACUGUGUCUCGGCUGACUCUAAAAACUUGCAAGCAAUGGUAGUAUUGGGUGCGAUAGCGACUCUUCUCAACGAUGAUACACUACUGGAAGCCGCACUCUCAGAGAUCAUAUCCAUGCAGCCCAAAGAGAGAAGAGAGCUUGAUCGACUCGGGACUGUCGAUACACUGCUCGUGAGGCACCACCUCUUGCAGGGGUCACUCGGAGAUGCAGUCGAGAUUGCGCGCAAGGCCGUCGAGCUAGACCCCGAGAAUGAAGCAUCGCGGCUGCAACUUUGUGAGACACUGCUUCGCCAAUCGAAUUACCCCGCGGCUCUCCAAUCGCUCAGGGCCGAUAGCGAGAGAUAG